Conger conger (European conger) is the source of this 3790-nucleotide messenger RNA. RefSeq names its product heterogeneous nuclear ribonucleoprotein U-like 1 like (gene hnrnpul1l). Gene Ontology annotation, molecular function: protein binding. Lineage: Eukaryota; Metazoa; Chordata; Actinopteri; Anguilliformes; Congridae. The record is from RefSeq and is a predicted model, not a curated record. Bases 175 to 2805 code for a protein of 876 amino acids. The transcript has 16 exons.
GCCAAUCACAGAGGCUGAUGGGAAAGUGACGAUUACAACGGUGAGAGAAGGAGGGACGAGUGUCCUCCAUUUUGUGGGUCUGGUAAUAGCGACCAAAGCGAGGGAAACUGCGGGCUGAAACUCCUGGAACAGAGCGGGGAUUUUGCAAAACACAUUUCUUCACAAAUUUGCAACAUGAGUGGAGUGAAUGUGAAGAAAUUAAAGGUCAACGAGCUGAAAGAGGAACUUCAGCGGCGAGGCCUAGAUACCCGUGGCCUGAAAGCAGAUCUUGUCGAUAGGUUGCAGGCUGCACUCGAGGCCGAGGCCGAGGCCACAGGGGAGGGGGGCGGUCCACCGGUGGGUCUUGCUGAGGGGUACGGCAUCGGUGAGGAAGCUGGAGAAGGCGACGAAUAUCAGGACGAAGAUGAAGAGGAGGGUGGUGAAGAGGAGGAAGAUGAGGACUACCCCGAGCAGCAGGAAGAGGAGAACGGUGACGGAGGGGACCUGGAUGGAGACGAAGCCCCUGAAAUGGGUUACGGGGUGAGCAACUACCCUGCUGCUGAUGUGGACCAGCCCGAAGUAAAACGGGAGGCUUACGACGAGGACCUGCUGGAGCCAGAGCCCGAACCAGAGCCAGAACCGGAGGCGGAACCAGAACCGGAACCGGAGGCAGAACCGCAAGAGCCUGAAGUGGUAACACCUGAGCAAAUGGAAGACAAGCCAGAGCUCGACAUAAAAGAGGAGACAAAGGAGGAGGAGGAGGAGGAGGAGCCACAGCAGCAGCAGAACCAGGAAGAGCCACAACCGGCCAAUGAGUGGGGAGCGUCUGAAGCUCCGGAUGCAGCUGAAGUUAAAGCUGAAGAUGACAGACAGGCCUCUUAUGGCCGCAAGAGACCCUAUGACGAAGGCCGGGGCCAUGGGUACUACGAGCACCGCGAGGACAAGAGGUCGCGCUCGCCUCAACCCCCAGCAGAGGAGGAAGAGGAGGAUUUUGAUGAUACUCUGGUGGCCAUUGACACAUAUAAUUGUGACCUGCACUUCAAGGUGUCCCGUGACAGGUACAGCGGGUACCCGCUCACCAUCGAGGGCUUCGCCUACCUGUGGUCCGGAGCCCGGGCGUCCUACGGCGUCAGCAAGGGCCGCGUCUUCUACGAGAUCAAGAUUAAUGAAGAGAUCUCAGUCAAGCACCUGCCCACCAGUGAGCCUGACCCUCAUGUGGUGCGAGUGGGCUGGUCCCUGGACUCCUGCAACACACAGCUGGGUGAGGAGCUUUUCUCCUAUGGGUAUGGAGGAACAGGGAAGAAAUCCACAAACUGCAAAUUUGAGGAUUUUGGGGAGAAGUUUGGGGAGAACGACGUCCUGGGCUGUUACUUGGACUUUGAGAGCAGCGAGGACGUGGAGAUGGCCUUCUCCAAGAACGGGAAGUGGCUGGGCCCGUGCUACCUCCUGAAGCGGGAGGAGCUGGCCGGACGGCCCCUCUUCCCCCACGUGCUAGUCAAGAACUGCGCCAUCGAGUUCAACUUCGGCCAGAAAGAGGAGCCCUUCUGCCCCCCUGCCGAGGGCUACAGCUUCAUCCAGGACGUCGCCCUGGAGGACCGGGUCAGGGGUACCGUGGGACCCGCCACCAAAGGCGACUGUGAGAUCCUCAUGAUGGUCGGCCUGCCAGGCGCUGGGAAGACCACCUGGGCCAUGAAGCACGCGGUGGAGAACCCCGAGAAGAAGUACAACAUCCUGGGCACCAACGCCAUCAUGGAGAAGAUGAAGGUGAUGGGCCUGCGUCGGCAGCGGAACUACGCGGGCCGCUGGGACGUUCUGAUCCAGCAGGCCACGCAGUGCCUGAACCGACUGAUCCAGAUCGCAGCCCGCAAGAAGCGCAACUACAUCCUGGACCAGACAAAUGUAUAUGGAUCAGCCCAGAGACGAAAAAUGCGUCCUUUUGAAGGUUUUCAACGCAAGGCUAUUGUAAUUUGUCCCACGGACGAGGACUUAAAAGAGCGAACGUUAAAGCGAACUGAUGAGGAAGGGAAGGAUGUGCCCGAUCAUGCUGUGUUAGAAAUGAAAGCCAACUUUGUGCUGCCAGAGGCCGGCGAGUUUCUGGACGACGUGAGCUUCGUGGAGGUUCAGCGCGAGGAAGCCGACAAGCUGAUCAAGCAGUACAACGAAGAGGGCCGCAAGGCCGGCCCCCCUCCCGACAAGCGCUUCGACAACCGGCCGGGCGCUUUCCGCGGCCGCGGCGGCGGGGGAGGCUUCCAGCGCUACGACAACCGGGGCGGCCCCCAGGGAGGCCGCGGCGGAUACCAGAACCGUGGCGGCGGAGGAGGAGGCGGCGGCUUCCGAGGGGGGUACAACCGUGGCGGCUACAACCAGAACCGCUGGGGGGGCAACCACCGGGACGGCAACUCAGGGGGCCGUGGCGGAUACAACCGCAACCAGCAGUCCGGAGGGAGCUACAACCACAACCGCCCGGCCCCGUACAACAAGGGAGGCAGCGGGGGAGGAGGGUACAGCCAGACGCAGCCCCAGACUUACAGCCCGGGCUACAAUCAAGGCUACAACCAGGGCAACUACAACCAGGGAUACAACUAUGCCAACUACGGGCAGUACCCAGGGUAUAGCCAGAGCUACAGCCAAACCCCAGCUACCACUGGACAGACGUACAGCCAGCAGCAGAACUACAACCAGCAGUACCAGCAGUAUGCACAGCAGUGGCAGCAGUAUUACCAGAACCAGAGCCAGUGGAACCAGUACUACGGGCAGUAUGGGAACUACGGCAGCUACUCUGGCCAGGGCACGCAGGGGACGCAGGGCUCCCAGGGCACGCAGUAGUGCCCCACCCCCCACCCUCCCGACGACGCAUGGUGGACAGACCGCAUCCCUUCAAGCAACUUCCCCUCUGUCCUGUGACCCCAGCCCCCCUCCAUCUCCCCCUGAUUCAUGUAGUCCCCCACCCCCCUGUCAAGAUUGUCUAGCUUUUUUUUUUUUCUUUGCCUUAAAGCUUCCAGCAUUUCUGUUCAUGCUGCCGACGGUGUGUAUUUUAGCUACGCUAGGUCCUGCAUUCAAAUGGUAGAAACAUGCAGCUUGCUUCUAGCCUGUUUAACAUGGGGAAACAUGCCCUCGAUUGGGCUCCAGCAUCUUGUGACAUUGUAGGAGCCGAUUCCUGCAGUACAUGCCUGUUGUAGAGGAAGUGUUUCAUAGUUUAAUUAAUUUGGCUAGGACUUGCACGUGUAAUCUUUCAGCAACUUUCUUUUUUUCUUUCUUUUUUUUAAGGGGGAUGGAGGCAUUUGUUGACCGAUCCUUUUGUUUUAAGCAUUUCCCCUUUUCAGUUAAUUUUAGGGGUUAGUCAGUAGAUCAAAGAAAUGCAGGUUUUUAAAAACAUACCUACUAAUACAGGUUUUCGCCCAGGUCGUUUGAAAUCUGUCUUGCAUCUUCAUGGGUUUUGAUUUGAUAGUCAAACUUUAGGUUAAUUUGAAAUGGGAGUCUGAGAAGACUAACAUUUUAGUUAGUACUUUUUGUGUAACUUAUCAACUUAUUUUGUGAUUAAGGCAAAUUUGAAGCCAUCAAAACAUUUUUACUAUUGUUUUGCUUUUCCUUUUAUAAUGUACCAUUUUAAAGCUGUUAAUAAUUCAGUCAGAUGCGUAUAUAUCUCCCUUUUCCCUCCAGAUUGUUUUGCAAGUUUUGUGGUCAUUAACAGGUUUCGUGUGUUGUGUAAACUUUUUUAUACCAUGUCUGUAAAACUGUAUCUGCACGUGGUUCUGUGUUUAAUCAAAAUCCAGACACUUUUGUAUUUGAGAAUAUAUUCGGAUGACUCCAA